This is a messenger RNA of Candidula unifasciata, 1350 nucleotides long. The record is from the annotation of a GenBank genome assembly. NCBI's taxonomy places the organism in Eukaryota, Metazoa, Mollusca, Gastropoda, Stylommatophora, Geomitridae.
AAUGCACUGGAGACGGCUGACACAACAGCCUUCCAUCUGUUUGAAGAAUUUUUAGACUUGCUUGGUUUGACAAAUCUGACGAGUUCCCUGAAGGAAAUUGUGAAACGAAAAGAAGUAUACAAGCACAUCUUUCAUCUUUGCCCUGAUACUGAUGAUUCAUUUAUCAACCUUGAGUUUGGUUCUCUGUUGUUUAAAAUGAGAUACCAGUUCCCGCAGGCAUUCAAGCUUUGGGAAAAACAAUUUAACAACCCGACAUCAAUUUUCGAUGCCCUGAAGAAAUAUGCUUACAGACCAUUCCACAACGAUCCACAAAAAGAUGUAAUCGAUCCCAGGACGUACAUGUUCGUCAGAUUCUUUCUAGAUGAGGCUAAAGCUGCUGGCAAAGAUGUGGCAUUACCAACCACUUGGUCUCAAAAUACGGCGGAAUUAAAAACAGAAUCAAAGAAGGGGGUACAAAUGCCAGAAAACAUCAACAACGUAGAUGUAUUGAUCUGUGCUAACGUGGUCUAUGGAAUCACAGUGUCUAUUCUGUCAGGACUGAUCAGCCCAGAAAGUCUCCACGACGCGGCCAUUGCUCAAAUCUACCACAACGCCUCCACCUUGAUUGCCUAUGAGAUACAAACCAACUUGUCCAGCAGACCGGAACUGACGAUGCCGUUUUAUCCAUCACAAAUGCAGUUUUACUGGAUGGUUUCUAAGACCGUGGCAGCGCUGGAUGCCGCCAGAGUUCAAAGACCAUUGCCUGUACAGGUGAUGGAGGAGGUUCAUGAAGUGCUUCAGAAUGUUGCUAAAGGAAGCAUGACCAAGUACAUCCUGUCUGAAGCUAAAGCGGAUGAGCAUGGAGAUGUGUACUUUGAUGGGUUUCUUGGCAACGCAGAUCUCACACAGGACAACCAACAAUUACUCCGUGGAGAAGACAGGAUAUACACCACAGCAAUGGCGGUCAACGCUUUACUGGGCACUUGGACCCGUUUUAAUGAAACAUCCAGCAAAUCAAGUUGGAAAAAAGAUGUACCUCCCCAAGUGGAGCAGGUUGUGGAUGCAAGCGUGCGGUGGCUAACUAAGUACACAUUCAGUGGGAACUACGAACCUUGGAAUGCAGUCUUUUCUGUAGUAGAAAAAGACAAAUCAAUGGUCAUCAACCAAUACCCGGCCAACCUAUUCCAAGAUGUCAAUGGAACAGUGCUACCCUGGUCAAAAAGCUACAAUGUCGUCACAGACAUACUGGCUAUCAAAGGCUACAUCCCACCUACCCAGUACGCAAGUUUAUUCCCUUUCUGGAGCUCAGAAGCAUUGACGUAUUCUGCUACGCUAUUGGCUAUAAGUAGAUAUAAGGAGAUUGUCGGCUAA